AUGACUGUGCUCAAUGCAGUUACGCCCAGCUUCGACAAGGUGCCUGCUCCGUCGGCCGCUUGGAACAAUGCCUACGAGGUUGACACCGGCAAUGACUUCACACUCGAGAUUGCUACUGAUAACAACUUCUUCGUAGGAUUGGCUAGCUCUCCCGAUGGUAGCUCCAGCGUUCCGACAGCCACUUUCAAGCCUGAGCCUGGUAACCAGUAUCAGAUCCAGCCAGUCAACACUUACUAUGUUACAUAUGGCUCUACGUUUGCGGUAGGCGAGCUAUUGGAUGUUGCAAAACUUCCAAAGCAGGCACUGCAGAUUGACUUUACGAUCCGCGGUCCUACGGUUACGAUUAACCACACGCCCGACGGCAAACUUGUUAUCGCCAAGUAG
This is a messenger RNA of Pochonia chlamydosporia 170, 384 nucleotides long. RefSeq lists its product as hypothetical. The record is from RefSeq and is a predicted model, not a curated record. Lineage: Eukaryota; Fungi; Ascomycota; Sordariomycetes; Hypocreales; Clavicipitaceae. Bases 1 to 384 code for a protein of 127 amino acids. The transcript is spliced from 2 exons.